AUGGAGUCACUUGGAAUAUCUUCUGGUUCUUUUUCGAUUACCCACUGGCUAAUAUGCAUUCUUGGCGCUGCCCUUUUGAGCGUCAUAUAUCGUAGACUCACAAAUCCUCUGUCUCAUAUACCCGGGCCCGAGAUAUCGAAAUGGACAGAAGCCAUUUAUACAUACAACUGGUUAAAGGGAAGGACUCCGAUGUAUGUCCAUCAGCUUCAUGAAAAGCAUGGCCCUAUUGUACGAAUCAGCCCAGAUCAGGUCGAUAUCUGCGACGUAGACGCCGUGAAGGAGAUCCAUAAAACAAAUAGUCGCUUUGCUAAAACUGCUUUUUAUCGCAAGUUGGCCUUAGGCAAUGUGCCCACCACAUUUUCAACCACCGACAGAAAUUUCCAUACCCACCACCGGCGUCUUUUGGCAUCGCCUAUCUCUGACUCUUCGCUGGCUCGCCUUGAGCCACUAAUAGCCAAUCGUGUGCGUACAGCUGUUAACAAAAUCACAAUGGAGCUGACGGCUUAUGGCGUUACCGAUGUGUUCAAGUGGUGGCUGUUUAUGGCCACGGACAUCAUUGGUGAACUCACAUUUGGCGACUCAUUUCGAAUGCUUGAGGUCGGCAAGAAAAAUCAAUACAGCCUUGACAUGGAAAGACUGAUAUCACUACAGCCCUUUCGAACGACGUUCCCGUCUCUAGUAAAGAUUGCAAGAUAUUUUCCACUGCCGGCUAUUAAGGAAACAGCGAAAGCAGAGGACAGACUCCAGACGUAUGCCAUGCAGUCAGUUGAUCGCUACAAAAAGCUCAUCUGCCAAAACCCAUCCAACCCAAAGCAAACUCUGUUCGCGAAACUGUUUGAUGAAAAGAGUGGCAUGUCGUACUCGGAUAUUACACAGGAGGCUCAGGAAUAUAUUGUUGCAGGAAGUGAUACUACAGCUGUCACAUUGACCUAUCUUACGUAUUCCGUGUGUCGGGACAGCCGAGUGCGAGAGAAGCUUGUUGCCGAGUUGGCUACUAUUCCUGAGCCUGUCACGGACAAAAGGCUCAGAGACCUGACAUAUCUCAAUCAGAUUAUCAGCGAGACUUUGAGAUUAUAUACAGCUGUUCCUUUUGGUUUACCUCGACUAGUGCCACCCGAAGGUGCUCAGUUCAACGGGUACCAUGUGCCAGGAGGGACCACGGUUUCAACCCAGGCCUAUAGUCUUCAUCGAGACCAUAUUAUCUUUCCAGACCCGGAUAAUUUCAAACCCGAGAGGUGGGAAUAUCCCACAAAAGAAAUGAAGGACGCUUCUUUACCAUUUGGUGGUGGAUCAAGGAUCUGUUUGGGUAUACACCUAGCUCGAAUGGAGCUCCGUCUAGCCACGGCACUUUUCUUCCGAGCCCUGCCCAAUGCCCGACCUUCUACGAAAGAAGGUAUGACAGCCAACGAGAUGGAGAUGCAAUCCUUCUUCUUAAUGGCCCCGCAAGGCCAUCGUUGCAUUAUCGAGGCAUGA
Molecule: messenger RNA, 1473 nt
Organism: Penicillium egyptiacum
Lineage: Eukaryota; Fungi; Ascomycota; Eurotiomycetes; Eurotiales; Aspergillaceae
Source: the annotation of a GenBank genome assembly